AUGAAAACAUUUUAUUUUGGAGUAAGGCGAGUUAUCUUGAAGUUAUGUUUCAUUGUAGAGUACCUAAACGAAAUCAUUUUGGUGGACGACCACAGCGAUCAUACUUACAUCAAGGACACCCUUCCUUCCGCGGUCAAGUUCCUAUUCCCUUCCAUGGUCAAACUAACUCGGAACAGUCGACGCCUCGGGCUCAUCAAAGCAAGAAUGGCUGGCAGCGACAAGGCCACAGGGGAUGUCUUGGUAUUCUUCGAUUCCCACGUCGAGGUGGGUCCCGGAUGGCUGGAACCUCUUCUACACCGGAUCAAGCAGGACUAUAGGGUGAUUGCAGCUCCAGCUCAUGAUACUAUCGUGGACAAAGGCUUCGAGUUCUCAGGUAAUCCAACCACUGAUAGCCAAGGGACUUUUGGAUGGGACCUACUGCAACGCUGGCGAGCCCUACCCGAUCGUGAACGGAAACUAUUAAAAACAAAAGCAGAUCCUGUCAGGAUGCCAACGAUAUCAGGUUGUCUUUUCUCUAUCUCCAGACGAUGGUGGGAAGAGUUGGGUAGAUUCGAUCCCGGGUACGAAGUUUGGGGCGCUGAAAAUCUAGAACUUUCGUUCAAAACGUGGAUGUGCGGUGGACGUCUCGAAAUUAUACCUUGCUCACAUGUUUGUCAUCUAUUCCGUAGGGGUUCCCCGCAUAAAUCGCACAUUGACAACUAUUUAUCGAUAAACCAGAAACGCUUGGCCGAUGUUUGGUUAGACGAAUACAAAGAGAUUGUUUACUUGCGACAUCCUGAGCUAGUUAGUCUUGAUGCUGGAGAUAUUUCGGAGAGAGUUGAGUUGCGUAAGAGACUCCAAUGCCAUCCGUUUAAAUGGUAUUUAGAAAAUUUACUUCCUGAUUUGUAUGUGCCAUCUGUUAAACUUCAAGCAGGUGGUGGCUUAAGGACACUUAGUGGUCCGUGCGUCGAUACCAUGCAAAAGGACUCCGGCAUUGCUCAGUUGUACCCGAUAUGUCAUUUUAAGAGUACCCAAAACUUCCAUCUGACAGACGCAAACGAGAUUCGAGGCACUGUUGAGGUCUGUUUGGAAUCCGAUCAAAAGCACAACCGAGUUCUGCUGUCUCAAUGCAGCGGAAAAGAAAGUCAAACUUGGAGUCACGCAGGUCCAAACUCGACCAUUCAAGCCAGUGCCAUUCGGUCAUCUAGCAUGUGCAUAACAAUCAAUGGAGAGAACCUCGAGCUAGCGGACUGCAACCCAGACGAUGUCAAACAACGAUUCUACUUUCAGUAUUAUAUGAAUCAGGGGCUGAUCUAGGAUUUUCUCGAGAUGAAUUAACACGGCCAAAAAAUGUAGUCCUGCUUUGGUCGUAGUGUAAUAUGAUGACUAAACGAGUUCUAAAAUAACAAUAACAUUAAAAAAGGUUGUUUAAUGAU
Symsagittifera roscoffensis is the source of this 1415-nucleotide messenger RNA. RefSeq names its product polypeptide N-acetylgalactosaminyltransferase 5-like. Bases 1 to 1296 code for a protein of 431 amino acids. Gene Ontology annotation, biological process: protein O-linked glycosylation. NCBI's taxonomy places the organism in Eukaryota, Metazoa, Xenacoelomorpha, Acoela, Convolutidae. Gene Ontology annotation, cellular component: Golgi apparatus. The record is from RefSeq and is a predicted model, not a curated record. The transcript has a single exon. Gene Ontology annotation, molecular function: polypeptide N-acetylgalactosaminyltransferase activity.